AGGCUCCUGAACGCCCCUCGGGAGGAGCAGGCGGAUGUUGUUGUUUUAGCUUCGCGCUGGAGGAGAAACAUGCAGUAGCUUCAGACACAUCUGGAUGUUUUAAAGUAAUGGACUGAUUUUCUACUCGUGUUCAAGAUGGCGAGAGACAGGAAGUGCAUCCUGUGCGAAACGGUCCACGUCUCCAAGCAGGAGAUGGAUGAGCACAUGAGGAGCAUGCUGCACCACCGAGAGCUGGAGAAGCUCAAAGGAAGGGACUGCGGACACGAGUGCAGAGUGUGUAAGGUGACGGUGGCGAGCCUGACGGAUUACGCCGGACACAUCUCCAGUCCCAAACACAAGCAGAACGUGGAGGCCGCCGAGCUGAAGCAUGCUGGGAACGACCGCGACGAGGUGUACUUCGACCGGGCGUUUGUGGACCUCAUCGAGAAGAGGAAGGAACAGAUCAGGAAAGAAAAAGAGGCCACUUCUGCAAAGCUUGCAAAAGAAGAAGCGGAUCGCCGGAGAAAGGAGGAGAUAAGGCUGAAACUAAAAGAAACUAAGGAACACUACCGGCUGGAGAUCGUCCGGAAACAACAACAACAGCAACAACAACAACAACAGGCUCAGGCCUCCAGAGGAUCCAUUCACAACCGGACCUGGUACCGGGGGAACCACUUUGAAGGGGAGGCACCGCCCUGGCAGCACAGCCAGCAGCCGGGGAGGAGCGCCACCUGGCACGCUCAGGAGCCGCCCAACCUGCAGAAGUGGGCGUCAGCGGAGUUCACCGGAGGAAGUUUACACAACCAGGGCAGCCGGCAGUGGGAGCAGAAUGGAUUCUCUCAGCAGAGCCGCCAUCCGUGGCUGAGCAGCGGAGGCAGCAGCAACGGCAUCUACGGGAAGAAUAACAUCGCCCAGUGCCCACCGCAAAGAAGCCGACCGCUGAGCUUCCUCGGGCCUGCUCCCAUGUUUCCACCUCCACCUAUUUUGUUUUCCCGCCCUCUUAACCAGUUUCAGAGUAAAGUGAAUGAUCAGCAGGCGGAGGUAGUUCAGAACGGAGAGGUGAAAACACCAGAACCGGAUCACAGCAGCGGGAAAAGCUCUAAAACCUGUGGGAGCAAUCCGAAGCUGGACAAAGCGUGUCGCUGGACUCCCUAUCCCUGCACUAAGGGGUUUGAACCUGUACCCCUUAAGGAGACAACCCCAACAGCAACAGAGAAGCCCCCAACAGAGAAGCCCCCCAAACCCCAGAAACAAGAGAAGCCACAAGAGGCUUUAAGCAGGCAGUCUCGGCCUGAAGAGAAACAGAGCGUGGAAGAUAAAGGGAAGCAUAAAACAAUUCCCAAAACCAAACCCAGAGACCGGAGCAGCAGCGGGAGCAGAAGCAGCAGCAGCACGCAGAGAGACGCCAAACAGGACGCCACUUCUGGAGCUUCAAAUCAGAAAGCGAGUAAGCCAUCGCUGCAAAAAGACCGGAAGACGACAUCAGUUCCUGGUCCAGCGCAACUCGCCUCAAAACAGCUGAAGGCACAAUCCAAAUCAGCCAGAUUGAGCUCCCAGGCUCCGGCUGUCGGGCCGCUUCAGUCGAGGCAGGAGAGGCAGAUUCCAGAAGCUUUAAAGAAAGCCCGACAGAGCGUGUUGGAGAAGAAGAGCUCCUUGGAGAGGAACAACAGGAUGGAGAUGAAGCUGCACAUCGUGGAGGAUCAGAGUCAGAUCGGAGUGAAUAAAGAGAACAGGCAGAAUGCCGCUAAACCCAAUCUACCGGAUUUAGUGAGAGCAGAAAAGCCUGCUUCACAAUCUCCAGACGGCGGCCAAUUCCUCCAGUCGUUACAAGUGAGCACCUCAACUCUGGAGAGCUCCGAUCUUGCAGCAUUAAACCAGGAGAACACGGAGAAGGAAGCAUCCGCAGCGGCCUCAGAUGAAGCCAUGCAGGCAGCAGAGUUCGGCCAGAGUUCAGAGAGCGACGCCUCCAGAAGUGGUGACGCUCAAACGGCGCCCGGUCUCUCCAAACUGGACCUGCCUCCCGUCCUGAAGCGAGACCUGACCAAACACAUCAGCACCAAAAGCAAACCGGGCGCCCACGAGCCCAACCUGAACAUCGCCCGGCGGGUCAGGAACCUGAGCGAGUCCCGGAGGAGCGACUCGGAGAAAGACUCGGGACUCAAACCCACGGUGAGGCAACUCAUCAGCUCCUCCGGGUCCCGACGCAACGUCAACUGGGAGCAGGUGUACCAGGAGGUCCGGAAGAAGCAGGACAAAGGGAAAGGCAUGCCGAGGUUUGGGAUCGAGAUGGUGCCGAUGGAGCAGGAGGACCAGAGCCAGGAGGAAGGAGACAUUCCCCUGAUCGAGGGUUUCCAGUGGGAGUCUUUAAUGGACGCCCCCGCCUCUAGAAAGCGCUCCUUAUCAGAGAGCAGCGUCGCCCCCGCAUCCGCCCACUCCCUGUUCACUCCCUUCAUCAAAAAGGAGGCGCCGGAACAAAGACAAGCGGAGUUCACUUCUCCAAAUCCUGCGUCCGCUAAAGGGAACAAGGAGGAGGAGAAGCAGCAGGUGGAGGUGGAGCAGAUGCUGGGUCAGAGUGAGGAGAAAGCUCUGGAGAAGUUGUCCUCGGCCACAGUGAGGGCGCUGCAGAGGUCAGACUCUGUGCUCGGAGACAGCAGUUCGAUGGAGGAGCUCUACGACGGACAGGGAACCGGGAAGAGACGAAGAGCAGCCGGGGACGUCCCGAGUGCAGAGACGUCUUGUUUGGAACACAAUAGCAAAAGGAGGAAAGUCAAAUCCAAAAAAGAGCGCCUGCAGAUCGACCAGCUGCUGACUGUCUCUCUGCGUGAGGAGGAGCUGUCUCGCUCCCUGCAGACGGUCGACUCCAGUCUGAUCCAGGCUCGAGCUGCUCUGGAGGCGGCGUACCUGGAGGUGCAGCGGCUCAUGGUGGUCAAACAGCAGAUGAGUGGAGAGAUGAGCACUCUGAGAAACAAACGCAUCGAGUUACUCAAAGGGAUGCAAGGUAGCUUAGAGGAAGCCCCUGUGGUGAAGCUAAAAGACGAAAGGCUGGAUUCGGUAGUAGCUUAUCCACAGAUGCUCCCUUCCUCCCUCCCUUCCUCCCCCAGCCCAGAUCCUCCUGCACCCCCCCCUCCCUCCCCUCCCUCCCCUCCCCCCCCCUCCUCCAGCCUCACCUUCACACCGCUCAUCAUCAAACAGGAACCAAAGUCUCCGAUCCACGUCAGCUCGGAGACAGACCACGUGGAGAAUAAAACCUCCUUCGCUCACAGCACCACUCCUGAGCUGCGGGCACCCCCCCCUCCUGCAGCUCAGUCACCAGAUCCCACCCCUAACUUCCAGCCGUCCCCUGAGCGUUACUCGACGAACACAGACCAGAAAUGGGAGGUCUUCAACGACCCUGCAGACUCUAAAGAGAGCUUAUCAGAGCUGGUGGAGACGAUGGAGCGAGCCACUCAGGCAUCGAGAAGCUGCCUCGACUCCAAAGCCUCCAUCAAGCUGCUCUCCGUCAGCAGGCGGAGCUCCGAGGUCGGGAGCGUAGCUGAUUCUGCAGCUUCUUCACACUACUUCGAGCCCCCCUCAGCUGUUCAUCUGCCCACCUCUCCUCCUGAGUCGAGGAGCGGGAAGCGAGUGAGGAAGCUGAAGAAGAGGAAGGUGUUGAAGAAGGCCGGGGGCACGGAGCAGGCGGAGAGCAGCGACACGGAGCUGGACGGAGAAACGAUGAAACCGCGAUGGCUCCGACCCAGAAGGAGAACCAGCGGAGGAUCUCCUGUCAGCACCUCAACGCCUCCUUCAGAGGAGAGAGACGUGAAGAAGGAAGACCCCGAGACACACAAAUACAAGGUGGAGAUUCCCCCGGCUGAGGAGGAGGAGGAGAUGGAGGUGACUGAAGCCUGUCUGCAGCCCCACAUCGCCUGCAACGAGGUCACCUCCACCAGCGACAUGGACGUGUGCAGAUCCUCCGAGAGUGACAUGCCGUUUCCCAUCUUAUCGCCCAAGAUGUCGAUGAUCUUCUCAGAUGCGUCCUCGGACCACGGUGAGGAUGAUUUGCCCUCUGAAGGUGCGUUCGAGGGCCAUCAGGAAGCUGUGAACGCGGUGCAGAUCUACGACGGGCUGCUGUACACCUGCUCCGGAGACCGCACCGUCAGAGCCUUCAACCUCAGGAGUCGUAAGUGUGUGGGAGUGUUUGAGGGUCACAGCUCCAAGGUGAGCUGCCUGCUGGUCUCUGCAGCUCCGAGCCUCCACCAUCGCCUCUACUCCGGGUCCAGUGACCAGACCAUCUGCUGCUACAACCUGAAGACGCGGGAGCUGGAGCAGCAGUUCCCUCUCUCAGACCGAGUCCUCUGCCUCCACAGUCGAUGGAAAACGCUGUACGCCGGACUGGCAAACGGCACCGUGGUGACCUUUAACCUCAAGACCAAUAAGCAGAUGGAUGUGUUUGAGUGCCACGGUCCUCGGGGGGUGAGCUGCAUGGCCUCCUCUCAGGAAGGAGCGAGGAGGAUCCUAUUGGUCGGAUCCUACGACAACACCAUCAGCGUGAGGGACGCUAAGAGCGGCCUCCUGCUGAGAACUCUGGAGGGCCACACCAAGACCGUGCUCUGCAUGAAGGUGGUGAAUGAUCUGGUGUUCAGUGGAUCCAGUGAUCAGUGUGUCUACGCCCACAACAUCCAUACUGGAGAGCUGGUGCGUGUGUAUAAGGGUCACAGUCACGCUGUUACCGUGGUUUCCGUCCUCGGGAAGGUGAUGGUGACCGCCUGUCUGGACAAACUGGUCCGAGUCUACGAUCUGCUGUCUCACGAGCAGCUGCAGGUUUACGGAGGACACAAGGACAUGGUGAUGUGUAUGACUAUCCACAAGAACAUGAUCUACACAGGUUGUUACGAUGGCAGCGUGCAGGCGGUGAAGCUGAACCUGAUGCAGAACUACCGCUGCGGGUGGCACGGCUGCUCCCUGGUGUUCGGGCUGAUGGAGCACCUUCAGCAGCACCUGAUCAGCGACCACAGCUCCUCUUCCUCUCAGAGCCUGAAGUGCCGCUGGAAGAAAUGUGACGAGUUCUUCUGCACCCGCAACAGCUCCAAGCAGGUGUUGCAGCUGCACAUGCAGAAACACGCCGAAGAGGAGACUGAAGUGGAGCCUUAAGUCCUCCCCUUUGUCCCGCCUCCCCACCUGUUAACCUCCCAUAUUGGGGGGGCGCUCUCCUCUAACGACGACUCCAUCCUUUAUGUUCGGUGUUGGAAUCCAACCAUAAAACUAUCUGAGGGGCUGUUCCCGUCAGCAGCUCCUGUUCCACUGACCAAAUAUAAGACCCUUUUUUUAUUGAAGAAACUCCAGUGUGUUGCCGGUGUGUUUAAGGGGGGGAGGGGUCGCGCUUUUAUGUUGAAACAGUUUGACGACUUCUUCGUGGCAUGGGCUCAGAGAUGUUUUUAUUGUUGUAGUGAUUUGUCAUGUCGAGCAACGUUUUUUUUCUUUUUUCUCAAGUUGCCAUUUUUCACUUUUUAUGACAAGUGAUUAAAAGUUUUCACGUUUUUAGUAUUUUAGUGUCCUUGAAGUGACAAGAAUACCUUUUUGUUUUCAGGGAAUAAUUUUGAACAUUUUGCUUAGGGUUUACGGAAGAGGUUGAGGGCGACAUGAAUAUAUUUUUUGGGGCAUCUGAGAUUAAAGUUUGAAAGUCAGAAUUCCGAGAUUGCAGAAUGUUUUCUCAGAAUUCCGACUUUAGUCUAAAAGAAUUUGACUUUUUUCUCAGAAUUAUGGCUGUUUAAUUCAGACGUUCUCAAAAUUCCGACUUUAAUCUAAAAAUUCCGAUUUUAAACAAAAACAAAUCUGAUUUUAUUCUCAAAAUUCCGACUUUAAACAAAAGAAAAUCGAAUUGAGUCGCAUAAUUCUGAUUUUAGUCAAAACAUUUUUACUUUUGUCUCAGAAUUAUGGCAGUUUAAUUCCGACUUUAUUCUCAAAAUUCCGACAUUAAACAAAUAAUUACGAAUUUUAUCUCAGAAUUAUGAUUUUAAACAAAAUAAAUCAGACUUUAAUCUCAGAAUUCUCAAUCCAAAAACGAUUUCCCCCGUGGCUCUUACCCUCGACCGUACGGAUUACUUCCCUUUUCUUUAGUUUUGCUCGGUGAUAAAAGGCGUUGAGGGACUUUGGUGCAGUGUUGUGUGAUUUGGCCUGAAGUUGCCAUUUGAAAAAUUUGCCGUGAGAACAGAGCCAAGACGUGUGUGUGUGUGUGUGUGUGUGUGUGUGUGUGUGUGUGUGUGUGUGUGUGUGUGUGUGUGUGUGUGUGUGUGGUGUGUGUGUGUGUGUGUGUGUGUGUGUGUGUGUGUGUGUGUGUGUGUGUGUGUGUGUGUGUGUGUGUGUGUGUGUGUGUGUGCGUGCGUGUGCAUGUUUAGGGGUGUUUAAUCUUCCUAAGUGCGGACAGAGUGUUUUUCCUUUGUCUGCAGAACCCGAGUGAGUGUUCUGAGUAUCGUUCUGUCUUUACGACCCAAUCUUUAUUUUUGAAAGAAUUUAUUUAAUAUAUUCGUAGCAUGGAGCAGGCGUGUUAUUUUCCACAGUGAAGAGAGUUUUCUAAUGAAGUGUGGAGGUGAAGGAAGUUUCGAGGAGGUGUUUGACGGAAAGAAUUAGGAUUCAUCUCCCAUGCCAUACUCACCCUAAAACAACUUUAAAAAAUAAACUAAUUUUAACCCGUUUAAAAAAAGCCCAGCUGAUGCUCUUUUGAGUGUUCUCACAGCCGCCAUUUUCCAAACUCGCCUCGUUUUUUUUGUUUGAUAUCCGAGGAAAAGCGUGCACUUCCCCUCUGAGCCGGCAAGCCUGAGUUUCUUCAAGUUUUUCAGUUGUUAUCAAAGUUUUGAAGAGAUACUUUUUUAAGCAAGUGCAAUGUUAAUAAUAAUAAUUAUAAUAAUAAAAAAUGGUGCAACAUCAUAAAA
Gymnodraco acuticeps is the source of this 6887-nucleotide messenger RNA. It is a transcript of the gene znf106a, whose product is annotated as zinc finger protein 106a. Gene Ontology annotation, molecular function: RNA binding; zinc ion binding; SH3 domain binding. Lineage: Eukaryota; Metazoa; Chordata; Actinopteri; Perciformes; Bathydraconidae. Gene Ontology annotation, cellular component: membrane; cytosol. The record is from RefSeq and is a predicted model, not a curated record.